Messenger RNA from Schistosoma curassoni, 14875 nucleotides. Lineage: Eukaryota; Metazoa; Platyhelminthes; Trematoda; Strigeidida; Schistosomatidae. The record is from the annotation of a GenBank genome assembly.
AAACUAGGUAUGAAUGUUUUAAAUUGACUGUACCUAUAGAUUUUUCGAUAUAUCUAUUGAUACAAUAUAUGAGUGAUAAAUUACUCCAUCUCGAAGAAUCAUUGCGUAAUAAUACUUCCGUAUCCAUCAAUGAUGGUAAUAUUAGUAAUGGUGACUCUCGUUUAAAUCAAAAUUCCCACUAUUCGUCACGGAAUUAUUCUAACGAUCAUGGUUCAGAAUCUGCAUUGUUGGAGGAUUGUGACCGGGAUUUCGUUACUAAACCAGUAGUAACAAGACCAACACUAGGUGACAAGCGUAACAGUACUGCGACUGGAAGUAGUAGCAGCGGCAUUGGUACAAUGCCAGGGGGGAAUAAUCGCACUGGAUCCAACAUCAUAGCUUUAAGUGGCUACGAGAAAGACAAAUUUUCACUAACUUCUCGUGAAAGCGAGAAACAACUAAAAAUGCCCGUUGUUACUCAAGAUCAUUCAAAUGAUAGUCAGAAUAAAUCUAGAGAAUUAUACCGUACUCAACUAACCGAUUCACAAUUAAUGAGACGUAAAACAUACGGAAAUGCACGUUCUAGCAGUCCUACAGUUAGUACAGAUACCAACUCCGAAACUCAUGUUCCAAAUGAAAAUUGUAAUGAUCAAUCUGCCUUAUCAAGGUCAAGGAAACGUGCAAGAAGUGAAGUCCCUAGGAUGGGAUCUACUGGUUCAAAUAAUUUAUCAUCGAAUCCUUUACUCAGAUCGGUUAAUGAUGACCAAGAAGACAGUGAAGACGGCGAGCGAGUUGCUUUGAAUAAAGGUAAUUCACGCUCAGAUAUUGAAGAAGAUGGAUUUCAUACUGGAAAUGAUUUCGACGUAGGCAUUCGUGGUAGACACCACCGUCAAACGUAUCAACUAAACAGCCGUCAGAGAGACUCAUCUCUAGGUCGGUAUACACGAUCGACAGCGUAUGGUUCUUCAGGAGGCACAUUGCCUCGUCGGCAGCGUAUGACAGGGAGUCUAACUCGGGCUACCACAAUCAGUGGUGUUGAUCCACAUGGUACUUUAAGAUCAGCAUGUAGGCUUGCUCACUCUAUUCGUGCUGGUAUUAUUCCACCCCCACCAUCAGAGCCUCCUCCUGCUACACCACUCUCUGGUUCGUUGAUAUCUGAAUUAGAAUCUAUUGGACCAAAUGCAGUUACUGGUUUACUAAAUCCAUUCGCAUUACAGCUGCAUAAUUCACAACAACAACAACAACAGGCUUUAGCAGCAGCUGUUGCAGCAGCCGGUGGAUUUCCACAAGUCUUAUCAGGUGUCAAUCAGAAUAAUCUAACCAAUUCUUAUAUGCUUAGUCCUGCUUUAUUGAAUGCUGAGACUAAUAAAUUACUUCAAUUACAACAAGCUAAACUAAUAGCUCAACAUCAAGUUGGUUUGGUGGAACAACAAUUACGUCAGCAACAGCAGCAACAACAACAACAGCAACAACUUCUAGCUGCUGCUGUGGCUGCCAACAGUUUAAUGCAAAAUCCCACAGUAAAUGGUCAUACUCUAUCAAAUGGAUCAUAUCUUCAAGGUUUCGGUACAUAUGGUCGUACAUCACGGCCUGGUUCGACCAUCCCACCUUCUAUGCAGUCAUAUUUAUCCCCAGGAAAUUUAUUAGCUGUUCAGCAGCAACAGCAAUUAGAAGCAAAUCAAUUAUUAUUAUUAAACGAUGCAAAUGUACAAAUGUCGACAUUGAAUUUUACGGGCUCUCCAUCUGUGAAUCUAUUGAAUUCAGAAUUAAAUGAAGCAGCCAGUAUAAGCAAAUCAUCCGCAGACUGUGGUGGUGGAGGUGGAGGAUCAGGUUCAGUGGUUUAUGAAAACUCCUACAGCUCAUUCAAUAAACUUUUGACAAACAGUGUUCUGCCUGACUCAUCUCUAUGUCAACCCGGUUUACAAUCAUUUAUUUCUACUAAUGGAUCAAAUCCGAAUGAUGCAAUUUAUAUAGGGAAUUCACAAAAUGUAUCAAUCAUGAAUGGUACGAUUGGGCAUGAUAAUAACACAGCUCCUCCACUAGUCCAAACGUUUAUAUCUUCCGUACAACAAUCACAGCAACAACAGGGUCGUUCAAAUAAUCCCGGGCUAAUUGACUCUACUAGAAGUAUUGAACCAACUUAUUCCACUACAAAUGAUGCUUUACGUGCCAAAUCAAAGUCUCAUUCAGAUUCAGUGGUUGUUGUUGAAAGAAAAUCUAAACGCCAUUGUCCAUGGUAUUACUGGAUUAUUAGUAUAUUGAUAUUAGCCUUCCUUCUCGCACUUGUACUGGCUGUAUCCUUUUCAGAGGAGAAGAAACGUUUAGACCAUCGGUUACAAGAACGAUUCGCUCAAGAUCCUGCGAUUAUAGGUCUUUUUGAUCCUAACUCACCUCCAUAUAUCUUAGAAGCAAAUAAGCCUGUAAAUAUUGUUCUAGAGCCAAUGAAAUCAUGGUCAGGUCAAUGGCAUAUGCCCACAGCGCGUUAUAUACGCUAUAAUAUUACAGUAUCUUCGUUAGCCUCAUCAAUUGGUGUAUUUAUGCGUCACAACACAAUGCCAACCAUUAUACAUUAUGAUAUAUUCGAUAGGAUAACUGGACAUAAUUUGUUAGCAAACUCUGGUCGACAAGAAUUAGGCAGUCGUACAAAGCGUUCCACUCAAUCAACUAAUCGAAAUUCAAAGUCUUUAAUUCAUAUAGGUCCUAAAGAUGAAUUACGUGAAACUGGGCGUUUGCAUUAUUUAGAUGAAGGGAUAUGGUUUCUGGCUUUGGUUAACGAUCAACCUCGACGUGAACCAAUCAAAUUCGCUAUCGGUGAUGCAGUAAUGCGACGAGGUUGUCCAAAUGAUUGCAGUAAUCGUGGUGUGUGUGAUGGUGGUGUUUGCGAUUGUGUGAAUGGAUUCAAAGGUCCAGAUUGUUCAAUAGCUGAGUUACCGAAAGUUUGCAGUGGGCAUGGUGAUUACGCAUCUGGUGCUUGUCGAUGUUAUCCUGAAUGGAAAGGUCAAGAGUGUCAGACAUUAUGGUCUGAAUGUGAAGAUCCUACCUGUUCAGGUAAUGGUCGUUGUGUUGUUGGUGAAUGUCAGUGUUAUGAAGGUUAUGCUGGAAAUUUGUGCCAGACACGAACGUGUAUCUCUUUCAAUUGUUCUGGUCACGGAGUUUGCAUGAAUGGAAAUUGUCGAUGCUUCAAUGGUUGGUCUGGUAUCGGUUGUGAGCUACCUGUACCUAAUCAUUUAAUAAAUUCUGAACUAAUUCAUCCGUCUAAUGGAGCAUCUACAUCUGGUAACACGGAUAAUGGAAAUAAUAAUAAUAAUAAUAAUAAUAAUAAUAAUAAUAAUAAAAUGUUUAACCGAUUAAUGAUGAAGUCACUGUCUUCUCCUUCUUCAUCGUCUGUACGAGCGAUGGGAUUAUCAUCCGCACCUGUUAGGUUGUUGUUGGAUGCAGCAUCAGAACAAGAAUGCACACUCGACUGUAGUUCCCACGGUGUAUGUGAAUAUAUGGAUGGUUAUGAUCAGCCUGUAUGCCGAUGCUUUUCUGGUUGGACAGGUUCCGAUUGUUCUACAAAACGAUGCGAUACUCGUUGUUUUAUAAAUGGACAUUGUACUAAUGGUACAUGUAUUUGUAAAGUCGGUUGGAAUGGAAAAUACUGUACAUUAGAUGGUUGCCCAGAUCAUUGUAAUGGACACGGUCAAUGCAUCAUGAAUACAUUGACUAAUUUUUAUUAUUGUCAAUGUUCUCCUGGUUGGUCAGGUAGUGCGUGUCAACGACAAAUCGAAACAAUAUGUGAUGAUGGAAUAGAUAAUGAUCAUGAUGAUCUUGUUGAUUGUUUAGAUCCCGAUUGCUGUACAUCGACACAUUGUGACCGACUCAUUAAACUUGGUCCAAAUGCUGGUGGUCUAGCUGCUGAUAACGCUCAACAAAGUUGUGCACAUAGUGAAUCAUUUGAUUAUUACUUAUUAAUUACACCGAUUGCACCCUUGGACAGUGCAUUUUAUGGCCAAUUAGAAUUCCUUCUAAGACGUGAACGUAUUGUUGUAGAGAACUUUGAUCCCAGACGUAUUUCCGUUGUUCGUGGUGUGGUUCGUCAGUGGGAUGGAACUGUAUUUUGGGGUUGUCGUGUAUCCGAUCGAGCUAAUAUGCAAAAUGGAUAUACACUAACUGAUAAGAAUGGAAGAUUUGACUUACCAGUUGAUGGGGGAACAAUUGUUCAGUUAGAAUUCUUACGGUAUCCGACUGAUCGAUUUUCAGCCAUACAUAAUUUAUAUGUCCCCGUUAAUCAAAUUGUCAAUAUGGGUGAUUUUUAUAUGUAUGAUGCUAAACAAUUAUCACAUAAUGACCUACCCACAACAAUAACAACGAAAACUACUACAAAUAAUAUUAUAUCAGGGGAUUUUGGGGGUACACUUGGUCCAUCACCAAUACACGGGGAUCUAUGGAUUGUGAACAGUUUUAUGCCCAAGUUCUCAGAUAAAGAUAUAGUCGUAGAAAAUUUAUGUAUUAGUGGAAAUAUACAUGACAUAGUUACACUUGGUGGUCCUUAUAUCCAAAGCAAUUCAUUAAUGGAUAUUUCUACUAUUUGCCUAGAUGAGCAAAAUGUCAUAUGCGUCAGAAAUGGAGCAUUGAUGUAUAAUAUUCCGAUAAAGGAUACACAACUGCGGCUUAUAUACCGUUCCGAUCGCACUUCCGGUUACAAACCUGGCAUAUCUAUUCAUUUAUUAGCAUCGAAUCGCGCUCCACCUUUGAAUUUGAAAGAAAUUCACCUAGUAAUUGAUAUUGCUGGUCAACGCCACGUGAAGCUUUUAGAACCUGAACCUGGCUUACUAAACACUUUCUACUGGAAUAAAACGGAUGGUUACAAUCGCUCUGUUUAUGGUUUAGCUGAAGCUAAAGUAUCUGUUGGUUAUGCAUACACGAACUGUCCACGUAUUUUCUGGGAAUAUCGAGUUGUCCAACUACCCGGAAGCGAACUAAUCAGUUCAGAUUUAGCUAAUUGGAAUUUAAAUAUUUUACAUACGUAUGCGGUUAGCCAUGGGAUUAUUUAUCGCGGUGAUGGUUCACAUUUCUACUUGAAACAAACAGACUGGCAUAUUAGUGCAGUCAUUGGACUAACUGAACAACGUCGACCGCCAAACGACUGUAGUCAAUGUUCAAUUAAUGAUAAACCAACUCGACAAUUAUCUCUACGUAACCCAUACUGUUUACUAACUGAUUCAGUUGGCAAUCUUCUAAUUGGAGAUGGGGGAUUUUUACGUUGGUUAAAUUCAACUAAAUCAGCCGAGGAGUACAAGUCUUCAUCAGUGUUAUCGUCUUCCUCACUAUCUUUUAGAGCGCCACUGAUAAGAUCAGAUUCACUAAACAGUCCAUUUCAAGAACAAUUGAAACGUAAUGAUCGUAGAAGAUGGGAAACAAUAAUUGAUUACAAGCUUGACUUUCUUCAAUCUAAUUUUGAUGAAGAUCAGUUAACAAACUAUUUUAUAACUGUUCAUCCAAAUUAUAUAUAUCGUACAAACGAUUACACUAUGGUAACAUUAUUAGGGAACAGUGGAAAUGUUGGUGGAGCAGACCUUUCAAAUGGAUUAUUCCUGUCACACACGAGUAGUAAAAGCAUAUGGUGGCUAAAAACUACACCAGAUUUAUCAGCACACUUACUUAUUGGAGGAAAUUGUCAAUCGCCAAGCUCUAAAUCUAACAUUAAUUCUGAAUCAUCGUCCUCAACUGCAUUCAACUACCAAGAGUUCUGUAUUAAACAGAAUUUGAAAUCCCCUAAAGGAAUUGUCGCUACACAAACGGAAUUGUAUUUUAUUGAUUCUCAAUCUAUUUGGUCAUUGUCGUUACGGCAAACUGGUUCUAGUACGAUCCCAUUUUCCCGACUUGUAAUUGGAAGUGAUCCAAAUUAUUUAUCAAAUCCAAAGUCACUUAAUACAACUACCUCAGGGACCAGUAUUCCAAAAACAACUCCAUCUUCAUCGACACCACCUUGUGACCGAUCUGUCCCGGGAAAUCAGAUGUUGUUAAAUAAUCCUGAACACUUGGCAUUUAGCACCUUAGAGCAAACAUUAUACUUCUCUGAUAACGACCAUGUUUAUCGUUACCAUUUAGUCAAUCAAAUGGUAUCGUUAGCAGCUGGACGCCUUAAAGGCUGUCCUAUUAAAACAGAUGAUUGGAGUUUUGCUCCACUGGCAACACAAGUUGAAUUAGGUGAUAUUCGUGGUCUCAGUGUAUCACCUCAAGGUGAUUUGUUUAUCGCGGGACCUCAGCAUAUAUGGAUCCGUCGGUCGAAUGAUAAUCGCUUGUAUCCUAUUACUGGAAUUCAUCCUAGUCAACCUAGACAGUUCAAGGGAGAUGUGAAUAAUUCAAAGAAACGUCAUUCUAACACUGAUGAAAGUGUUAUAGAUUUAGGAUUAGUCAAUGAAUUUUCAUUUAACAGUAUUAGCAGUAUAACUGUCAGUUUAUUUGGUGAACUAUUUGUAGCCGAUAAUUCACAUAACAGAGUAUAUCGUAUACAUUAUCAAUUGCCGGAAAAGUCUGAAACAGGCAACACAUAUCGUAUACUAUACUCACAAACAGAUGAAAUCGAUUCAUUCGGUUCUUAUGGCCAAUUGAUUUCAACUGAGAGUGCUUCUACUCAAAUGAUAUCACAUAGACUGGAUUAUCGUAAUAAUGAAAUAAGCGGUUGGCUUUCACAAAUUCGUGGUGAUGAUCAUAAUAUUAAAUUAAGUAUACAUCGUGAUACACAUGGAAAUCUUUUACGCCUUCAAACCCCAACAGGUCAUCUGUACAAUGUAACACUGGAGCCUGGUUCUGGACAACGCAUUAGUACUCUUGUUGAUCCAGUUAACGGAGGUCUUUGGAAAUUUCUUUAUUCAUCAGACGGUCUCUUAACUUAUUUAAAAAAUCCACAGGAUUCAAGUUAUACACAAUUUCACUAUGCUCCUGAAUCAGGUCGUUUGCUACAAAUUACAUAUCCGAACGCUAAAUCUAUUGAUGUAGCUCGUAUUGUCAGGAGUCAAAUCCCUGUGAAUAUGAGAUUUCAUACUUUGGAUGAAGUUUCAAAUCAAGAUAAUACACCUAAAAGUGAUUCAACAAAUACUCCUGAUCAGUUGUCCACAGUAAUCAUGAUACAAACUACGGAUUCGAAUAAAAAUGAGAUGGAAAUCGACUAUGGCGAUUCAAAUAACCUUUGGAAAGUUCUUCUAGCGCAAGUUUAUCAAAUUCGAAAGGAUUUAUACGCACCAGUACAAUUGGUUCGACAAAUCACGAUACCUGGGAAUAGUAUAAGAAAUGCAAUUGAACAUACAAAUGUAUGGACAUAUCAUUUGAAUGAUCAAAGUAAUCCAAGAAUACUUGAUACUCAUACUUCAAUUGGUGGUGGAGGAUAUUCAGAUUUUGGCGUAAAUUUUGAUAAGAAGUCACAACCAUAUCACUUUUUUAAGAAUCAUUUUCGACGUAGUAUUUCGGCACAGAAUUAUCUAUCUGGAUCAGAUUUACAUCGUUCAAAACGUCAAAUGUCCCAUCCCUUUUCUAAGAGAUUUACUGCUCGGUCUAUUUUUAAUUAUAAUGACAAGAAUUAUAAUAAUCUCGGUGAAGAAGUAGACUGGCAUUAUCAGAAGACCCUGACAGUGAAUGGUCAAAAUCUGCUCAAUGUUAAUUUUAACUGGGCACUACAAUUAGAAACUUAUCAACACGCUUCAACUGGACACAUUCUUUUGCAAGUCGUGUAUAAUGCGAAUUUUCAACCGAUGAUUUUUAAUGCUUCUGCAAAUUACUUGCAAUCGGCGGGAGCACAUGAAAUGUUUUAUCCAACAAAAGCAGAUUAUAUACGACCAGCUACAUUGAUACUUGCAUAUACAAAGACUGGACAUUUAAGUGCAGUUGAGUGGGGAAAUGCAAGUUAUCAUUUUUCCUAUGAUGUUCUGAAUCGAUUGAAAGCAGCCGAUUUAGGAAGACCUGCGGAUACUUUAUCAUUUCAAUAUGGAAUCCAAAAUAUUCCAUUUCAGCCAACAAUGGUUUCUGUGAGUGGAUCAGGUCUCUACACAUUACUUUAUUCUGAUAGCUUUAUUGGGUCUAGUGAACAUCAAGAAGCUAGUUCAUUAUCAUCAUCAAAAUCAGACUAUAUGGGUCUUUCUGGAGUUAUCACUCCAACCGGUCUUAGACGUCAGUUUACUCGAAUCAAUGGAAUAAAAGUUAAUCGUUUGAUGUUUACACCAUGGCUAGACUCACCCGGUUCCUGGGUCUAUGAAUGGGGAAGUGAUGUUGGUAGUUCUAUGAAAUUAUCAUCAGAUCAUUCACACUUGCUUCGUUUCAUAUGGCCAAGUAGUUAUAGGCGUAUAUCAAUAUUUCCUAAACAAAAUUUCGUAAUUUACGAUAAAACAUCAGUUCGAUGGGAUUCUAAUGGUUUGAAACAACCAGUUAAUAUAUUAACUGCUCCACUUGUACAGUUGACGGAUACUGCAUCUGGUUUUCGGUUACAGUAUCAGCGUAUCUUUCAAGGAAGUUUAUUACAAUCUUUGCAUAUAAAUCACCGACUACCAGGUGUAAAAACUGCCCAUCCUAAUCUUGGGGGAAUCCUGAAUGCUAAAUUCACUUAUGGUUAUGACUUAAAUAUGAAUCUUGUAAGUAUUCAUACAUCAUUGUUUAUAAGGAAUAAUGAAGACGAUUUUGGUAAUACAAUUAAUUCUGAUGAUAAGACAGUAUUGAAUGAAGAAUCAUCAAUCCGAUUAGAUUCAUUAACUGGUCGUGUAUUGACUAUGAAUGAAUUCACUAUCAAUCAUCAAUCCUCUUCAUUGCAUAUAACUUAUAAUUUAAAAAAUAUACAAAUUUAUCGUCAAUGGGAUGAUCGUCAACGUAUUAUACAAUGCGUAUUGCAUUCACUUAACAGCAGACGUGAAUUGUUAUAUAACUUGUCAUUAUCAUAUCAACCAAACGCUUUACAAGCCUUACAACAACGUGAAGAACGUGAAGGUCAAGUACCACGAUGGAUCACAUAUGUACAUGGUCCAGGUGGACGUAUAGAAGCUGUGGACCGUGAAGAAGCUGGUACAAGUUUAAGAUCACAUAGCCAGUUGAUUUACAAUGCUGAAGGACGAAUAGCACAUCUUCGUAUAGCUACAUCAGAUCCUCAGCUACCAUCGAAUGAGCGGUCAGAGUCUGGAUUAACAAGCCGUUCAGAAGAACUACAGUUCAUUUAUGACUCAAGAGGUUUAUUGGCAAAACGAGGCAACUGGCACUAUAAUUUUGAUGAAGAUGGAUUCCUGAUAAAACGCCAUUUACACAAUUUUUAUAUUACAGAUCAAUUUGCUUACAAUAGUAAAGGAUUGUUGAUAUGGGCCGAGCGUGCAGUUGACAAAAGUGUUGAUUCAUCGUCCACUGACAAUUUCCAUUCAACACCAUCGUCAUCAUCACCAUUGGAUCAAUGGGCUUUAGAGGAUGACGCCGGCUUAAAGCGUUCUUACUCAGUUCAAUUCAUUUAUGAUUCUGAAGAUCGGUUGAUAAUUGUGCGUGAUACCUUAAUUGUACGGGAUUCAGUUCAAUAUUUCUACGCUGAUCCCAAACACCCUACACGUGUAACACAUAUUUUUAAUCAUGGACGUUUGAAAACUAUCCGACUGUUAUAUGACCCCGUACAUGGUCAUGUAUUUGCUUUAGAACAAUAUGAUAAUGGUGGUUUAAAUACAAAUAACGGUAAAAGAAACAAUCUGAAUUCUAAUAGUAUUCCAUCUCCAAUGAACUCCUUCGAUGAUAAUCAGUUUCAUCAUGAUUCUACUAAUUCGGCACAAAAACGUGUAUUUUUCAUAAUUACUAAUCAUGAAGGUAGUCCAACUGCCGCAUUUUCCGAGAAUGGAAAGGUACGUAUGUAUUAUUUACCUUAUAUCUGUAUGUUUCAAUAUCCUAAAUUGGCAUGGGCUGCUGAAUACUCCGCUACAGGAAGUCGACGUCUAACAUUAUCUAGCCGCAACAAUUUCUUCACACGUGCCCUUAUUGAAGAAGUUGAUUUACCACUGGGUCAGGCCUCGUGCAUUACCGAUUUUCAUACUGGAUUUCUUUUCUGUCCACCAACUAGUCGUGCAUAUGAUCCUCUUGGUGCAACAUUUACUAGUCCGGAUUGGCGAGGCCUUAUUUCCACUCGACUUUCGAAUGUUAAACGUGAUCCAUCAGUAUUAGAUACUCACAAAUGGGGUCUGACUGAACAAGAAGCGUUAGGAACUGGCCCGAAUGGUCUCUUUGCAGAACUUCGUAAAGCUAUGACAUCACCUAUUUGGUGGCUUAAACAAGUUGGUUUCAAUCUGGACAAUUUUCUGACAAAGUUUGAUACGUUUGAAGGAAAGGUGGAUAGCAGUAAAAACUCACUCAAAAAUUCAUUGCCUUUAUUUCCAAUUGAUAUUACAUCCAUUCAUUCAUUUGAUUGCAUUCAUAACCAAGGUUAUAAACAGUUAAACAGCAAAUUCGAGCAUCUCAGUAUGUUGAAGUCUAAUCAGUUAACUCCUGGUGGACCACAUGGUAGUGGGCUAUCAAGCUUUCUUCUUGACUCAAGAGAUGUUAAUGAUGAAAUGUCUUUGCCUCUGUUACCCGCAAACACAAUGUUCGGACCUGAAGUCGGUUAUGUAGUUGACGAUGAUACUGGAUCUGUUAAAGUUAUCUCCAUCAAUCAAUCCCAGCCAACCAAGACGCAAUUUCAAGAUGUAUUAAUCGACAGUUCACUAGAAAGAGAACUCGCUUCUAUACUUAUAUCAGAUACAAACCUUGUAGAUUGGUGGAGUUACUCGAAAUCAUCCUUCCCUUCCUCUCCAUCAUCAUCGUCAACAACAACAACACAAACAGCAGUAUCACAGCUCAGUACAACACUAUUCAUUCAACUAUUUCUAGCAACUAAAAAAGAUUUUCAUUCUACAGUAAAACAAUUAACUACAUUAGGUUUCCAACUACCAAUGUAUGAUCGUAUUAGUGGUAUCAAUUUAACAAUAAUGAAUACAAAUGAAAAAUAUAAAGAAUUAUGGAUUACACGAUAUAAUUUACAAUGGAGAAUAAGAUAUUUCAAUUCACCAUAUCCAUUAUCACCCACGACAGAAUGGUCUGUUCUAGUCAAUUCAACUGUUGACGAUGCUAAAAGACGUGGAAAAACAUCAGCUUGGUUGAAUGAAGUUAAAUUAACGCAGCAAUUCAUCCCAACACUCAAACCAACACCAUCAAAAAUCGACCAUCUUAAUAUCAAUCAAAAUAAUUUUGUCUAUCAUAAACUAACAUCCAAGUAUAUUUUGGGAUUCAAUUACCCAUGGAAUAGGCAUGAACUCAGCGAAUUAGUACAAAACAACACUGUUAUGAAUUAUCGUUGGAUCCCAACAAUAGAUUUUCUACAAUACUCAUCUUCUCCCUCAUUAUCUUCUGACACUUCUGCAUUAUGUAGGCUAUAUGAUCAUUCGAGUAUGUAUCAGAUACGACCAAAGGAAUUAAAUAAACACGAAGAAAAAGAUUUGCAAAAAUAAACGGAAAAUCCAGUUUUCAUUGUAUAUUAUAAUCAAUAUUUUCCAAGUUAAAGAAAAAGUAUUGAGGUGGAAAUUGAAGACUAGUUCAUUGCUACAAUAAUAUUACGUAAUCUAAAAAAAUAUCUGAUAAAAAUUACUUUGUUUAUAUUACUGUCUGUUAUUUUUUGAGCAUUUAUUCCACAGACUGUUCAAUCUAUUCAACGUCUUUCAUGAAUGUUUCUCCUUCAAAAACAAGCGAUUUAUCUACUUGAAUGCUUAUUCCUCUUACAUAUAAGCGAAGGAAUCAUUUUUGAAUAGAGUUAUGGAAUAACAAUUUAAGAGAAAACAAAACGGAACUAUCCAUCUCGUCAUAACUGUCUCUUUAGCUUCUUAUCCACCUGUGAAUUUUUUUGUUAAUCGGUGCAGACAUCUGUUUUUUUUCUUAAAAUAUUCCUUCUGCUACUAAUGAACGGCUAACGUAAAACACAGAGGGUACACAUAUGUAUAUAUAUAUAUUUGCGAAAUCUUUUUGAAAGGUUAUUAAAUAUAUAACAAUAAUAGUACGGUAAUAUGAUUUUGUCUUUGACUCCAUUUUUUCUUGUCACUGUCCACAUAAUUUUAUUAUUAUUCAAAGUCUAAGAAGAAAUUUCCAGUUAUUUUAUUAAGAUCUCUUGUUGUAACUAGCGUUUUUUAGUGUUACCGUUUUAUUUCGAUUUUUCUUUUCUCUUAGUAGUAACGUAAUGUGUUACGAACAUGCAAUGCAAAUUUGUAUUUUUUUAUCAAAACUAUUAUUAUUAUUAUUAUUAUUAUUAUUAUUAAAAUAUGAUUUGAUUAAUUUGUUAUCGUUUUAGCUCUUCACAUUAUGACUGCAACUGUCAUUACAACUAAUACUGAUAGUAAUAUCCGUAAUAACUGAGAUAGUAUUACCAUGAUAAUUUGUUUGUGUUCGCUUGUUUUUUUUAAUAGCUACUGAACUUUUGCCGAACUUGAAAUAUCACAGAAGCAAUACAGAAUAUUGUAUUGUUGAUAAUCAUGAUAUUAUGUAGAUUGUUGUGCUUGGUUACCCUGUUAUUUUAAGUUAUUUUGUUGAGAUUAUUUUACAUUUGACUGACUUUUAUGUUGACAAAAAUCAUCUACGUUUCGGCUUAUUCACUCAUACACAUGUACACUUUCACGAUACAAUAUAACUGCAUAUAUGGGAUCUGAAUAAUGUAAUCAAAACUGUAUUCGGCGUUAUCAUGUUUUGUUUAUCUGUUCACUAAUCCGGUUACAUUUUGUUCUUGUUGUAGUCCGCCAAGUACACGUACAAAUGCAUAAAUAAAUAUAUUGUUAUUCUGCACUCCUCCAUUGCAUUCUUUCCAUCUUUUAAACAUUUUAUGAAGGAUAUAUUUAUUUUUCAAUUUAAGUUUUCAACUGCAUGAUUUCGAUAAUCGUUAUUUGUAACCUCCUUUAUAAAAAAAAUAACACUGAGCCUUUUCCCGUUUUUACGUAUUUGUUCGUGUUUGAGUGUCACGAAGUACCAGGAGAAUAUUACUGGUAAUGUUGUUUUCACUCUCCUCAUCUCAUCAAUGCUGUUAUCAUAAUUAUUAUAUUGUCGCAUUAAAGCAAAAUGGCAAUGUAAAAAGUACAUUAUAUAUAUCCUGUAAGUACGUCUUUUCGAUUUUUGUGUAUGAGUACGGUCUGAUUAUCGUGCUAUAUUGACUAGUAUACACGAAAUGUAUUUAGAAUGAGAUGCGUCUUUUGCCUUUGUAGUCCUCUACCUCCUAUUUAUCUUUCUCGAAUUUACUUUUCUUAUAGCACAAAUACCAACAACUGCAUUAUAUUACAUUUACCAAUGUACACUUUUUUAUAAUCAAUAUAGUCUGCAUGCACUAACAUUAUGCAGCUUUUUUAUAUUGAAUAUAAAUGGACUAACAAUAAUCAUUUCAUCGUCGUAUUGUUCUUCUUCAUGCUUUUGUUUCUGUCUAUUUCAUGAUUGUGUAAACAGGCGAAAAUAAAGAAUGAAAUUCAACUUGUAUGUCGUUUUUUCUCGUGAUUAAUCUUGGUCUGUAUUCACUUUGCAUCAUUUAUAUGUAUAUUAAUAUUGCAAUUAAUUAUGAUUGCUACUUAUAUAUAGCAAAUGUUUUCUCAUUCAAAUAGAUGACGUAAUUCUUUUUCCCAAUUCUAUUCUAUGUAGUCACUAUUUUAUUUCUAAUGAAAAAUAAUCAAUUGUUAGUAAUAAUUGCAUACAAACACUCAUUACCUCGCCUAUUAAGACUUAGUGAGGACUUCUUUCACACUAUUCGAUAUUUUUUACUGUUAAUGCACUAUCAAUUCUUUGAUAAGGUCCAAGUCCACUCGAAACUCUCAAAAAUCGGCGAAUUUACUACUUAUAUUAAUUAGACAACAUUAGUCGUUGUUCAUUAAAAAUUAGACAGUCGGUUAUAGUCAAUUUAGGAAUUAGCGCAAAUAUAUAUCAGUCUAAUUUAUGCUAUCUCACAUAGGCAUAUCUAGAAAUCAAAGUAGAGUAUUCUGUCCUCAGAUAAUAUACACAGUAAUCUAAACCUAUACUAUUAUCCUUACAACUUACAAAGACUGGGUAUCCUCAUAUGUCUUGCUUCCGUAUGCCCUUUAUAUAAUUCCUAGUCUCUAAUUAUGAUUAUAAUGCCUGAUUAGGACAUUAGUUUUCAGACAAUAAGUAACUCGGGAUUAGCAAGUUAACAUAAUUGUUAUAACAGUACUCCUCUAAUAAAUUUAAAAUAACUCAUUAUUCCAGUAAAAAUACAUCUCUUGAUGCACACUACCUGAAAAUCAUAUCAAAAGUGAUAUUCAGGUUUUACUAACCUUGUUACUCAACUAUAACUUUUUUGUAAAUCCUUGUAAAUUGAAGCAAAGAUUGACUCACGUUAUCGAAUGAUAUUUGCAUGCGACUCAGAAACUUAAUGAAGCGCCUGACUCAUUCAAGACUAAAUAACUAACUUGAUAAAAGAAUUAACCAUAAUUCCCUCAGUAAAGAAAAAAUUAUCUCCAGUCAUUUUCUGAACUAAGUAUAUCCUGCUUUACUCCACUCUACUGAAUGUGUGUAACACAUUUAACUUCUAAACAACAAAAAGAAAGAAGUGGUUAAUCAAGCGUUGUAAUAAUUCCAUGUCAUCUUAGAAAUAGGGUCAAUAAAGUUAUUGUUUUGCAUUAAUUUGAAAUACACAGAUAUUAUUCGGACGAUCAGUUAGUUAAAAUCCAACCUAGAUCCUAUCCUGCAGGGAGUGACAAUGAUCAAGAUCUUUCUUAAUCAUCAUACUAUUGAUUUCUUCACAGUAAAAUCUAGCCAUCAGUCUUGAUUCCCAAGGGAAGUUGAUCCGUAUUGAUUAUUCCCAUCGCAGUAUUAUAAAAUUUGCUAUUGUUAAUCGAUAUGUUUCGCCUUCCCAGCGACUGCCAUCUGGUCAAGUAAUCGUACUAAAAUCGAC